Molecule: messenger RNA, 687 nt
Organism: Penicillium paradoxum
Lineage: Eukaryota; Fungi; Ascomycota; Eurotiomycetes; Eurotiales; Aspergillaceae
Source: RefSeq, a predicted model, not a curated record
AUGAUCCUAACUAGUGUGGCAUCUAAUACAUACGACCAUAGGGUGUGGAAAAUAGGGCUUCCCGUCCGCUCAGCCGUACUCAAGCCACACGCCGACCUCCACCCGCUAGUGAUCCCCUCCGCCCGCGCUCUUCUCUCGCAUAACAUUUCACACUUUAUACUCACACCGAGGAUUGCAACCGCAACUAUGAAUGUGGCUUCUGUGCAAGAUCGUCAUGAGUCAGUCUUGCAGUCGCGCGCUUCUACCCGAGGCUUUUGGAGAAGACUUCGUCACUUGGCAAGCUCUGAACGAGAACCGGCGCAGGCGUUAGCGGAAGAUAGCCCGGUGAGAGAUGGCACGGGUACCGACAUGAAAUCUAUAGUUAUAGAAAACUACCUGAAAGACCUCGGGGAGGCAUACUUAGUCGCCCGUACUCGGGCCACUGAAGAGUUCGGUCAGCCAUUCCACCCUGCAGAUCAAGCACUAGUGGGUCACUACGGAGAACUCGUGCUGCCUGUGGGUGAGAAACUGUUAGACGGCCGCAAUCUAGAAUUUCUGUUGAACCUCCCAAGAGCAGGCCAUGUUGGUGUCCAUUUCAAUGAUGCACAGGGCCAGCUGAUCAGAAUCGUGGCUUACAACUGGCUGAUGCACCGGGAUGAGUUCGAUCUCGACCGCAUGGCGAAAGAGGUAUCUGCGUUUUUUUCUUAG